Molecule: messenger RNA, 3436 nt
Organism: Labrus bergylta (ballan wrasse)
Lineage: Eukaryota; Metazoa; Chordata; Actinopteri; Labriformes; Labridae
Product: SHC-transforming protein 1
Biological process (GO): cell surface receptor protein tyrosine kinase signaling pathway; intracellular signal transduction
Cellular component (GO): plasma membrane
Molecular function (GO): receptor tyrosine kinase binding
Source: RefSeq, a predicted model, not a curated record
GAGAGCCUCUCAUUCAUAAAAAAAAAAAAAAAGAGUUCAUUCAUAAAAGCUCCAUUUUUUUGUUGUGCCUGAGAAAGAAAACGGUAGGAUAGUUAAUGUGGAAGUGAAACAGCGUUGGAAACCUGGAAACUGCCAGAGUGUCUGGAUGAGUGAGAUGGGACCGCACUCAGAGUGACUGGAGCGUAGCAGACCGGACUUUAGACUUCCCAGGACAUCACCAGUCCCAUACCGCGCUCACUUCUGUCUAGUUUCCUGAUUAUGAGAGAGGAAACCUUACCCAGUCUCAAAUCACAAACCAGACUCUUACCAGGCAUGCUGAAGCGCACCAAAUACAGCCGUCUGCGCAAUGAUUCCCUCUCAACGCUGGAGGAUAGACCUCAAAGAAUGCUGCCUCUGAAGGGGGACCUCUGCUUGGAUUCUGAUUUUGCUCAGAUGAAUGCAGGGAUGCCCACAAACCAGGGGCAGUCCACCCUGAGGGACUUCAUCCCCCGUGUAGCCAACAUCCGAUUGCAUAGUCCCAUUUCCCUGUGUGGCCUGAGGGGACAGACACACACAGCCGGGGACAGAAACAUUGACGGACACUCGGAGAGACCCUUGCCCAGGACAGAGUCUUGCUCCGGGCCUGAUCAGAGAUUUUGUAGCCAACGGCCCCGAAGUGUGCCACUGUCUGCCAGCCAAACCCUAAACCAGUCGGCGCUGAGCUUUACAAAAAGACCCGUUACCCUGCAUCGCAUGACCAGCCUCCCCUGGACCCCCAGCUGUCCUCACAGAGACGGGCUGUGCUGUUCCAAGACUUUCUCUGCAGUAGAUGACUGUACAGUUGUGCAGCCUGCAAACAGAAGGAUUCACCAUCACAUCAAGUAUAUGGGUAGUGUGGAGGUGACCCAGUCGAUGAGAACACUCGACUUUGAUACCAGAAGGCAAGUCACACGAGAGGCAAUCAGCAGACUGUGUGAGAGGACAUCAGCCAAGACAGCGUUUAAAAGCAAAAGGUCCGUCUGUAAGGGACUGACUGCUGUUCUGGGUCAAAUCAACCUUCAGUUUUCAGGCAGCAGGAUCGUCCUGGCUGUCUCUACUGAUAGUGUGACUAUGAUCGCCGCCUCCUCUUUACAUAAGAUUGCCCAUCACCCCAUGCAGGCCGUCUCAUUCGCCUCAGGAGGAGACCCGGACAUGGCAGAUUAUAUCGCUUAUGUUGCAAAGGACCUCUGCAAUCACAGAGCAUGUCACAUCCUGGAGUGUCCCAGAGGUCGGGCCAAUGAGGUUAUCAGCAGCAUCGGCCAGGCCUUUGAGGCUCGAUUCCGCCAACUUCUGAGCCAACCCCCAUCGCUCCUCUCAAACAAUACCAGGUCAGCAGGGAGACUCUGUCACAUAUGGAGCCCAGAGGAGACAAUAACCGAGCAAAAGGCAAAGCAGCAGGAAGGUGAAGUCAGCGAGCAUCGUGACUACUACAACAUGACCCCAGGACAGACGCCAGCACCUGUUGGAGAAGACAACCUGUGGAUCACAGGGGAGGAGAUCAAACAGACAGCUGAUGUACCAGCGGUUUGUUCGUCUCAGUCUGUUUCAAUGUAUGAGAACUGCUCCAUCACAGAGGAGACUCCGGCUCCAUCUACAGACUCACUUGAAUCUUGGACAAACGCUGAGCCAUGUUCCCCUCUACCUGAGACAUCCAUCCAGAACCUGAUCCAGGAGGAAGGUUGGUUCCAUGGCAGGUUAGGCAGAGAGGUGGCAGAGUCACUUCUCACCUGUAGUGGUGACUUUCUGGUCAGAGAGAGCAGCUCUGCCUCUGGUCAGUACGUCCUCAGUGGGAUGGAGGGAGCAACAGUGCGACACCUGCUACUGGUCGAUCCACAUGGACAGGUGCGAACUCGUGAUCAGGUGUUUCUGAGUGUUGGUCACUUGGUGCGUUUCCACAUGGAGAACCAGACGCCCAUCAUCUCUGGGAGCAGCGAGUUGUGUCUGAGGCAGCCGGUGCUACAAAGACACUAACACACACUCACAAAUGUUCACAGGCUGUCACAUGCAUACAUCAGCCUUCUGCAGCAGUAGUUAUUCCAGUUAUUCUUUUGUAGCUGAGACAACAAUGUUCUGAAGAAAUGAAACUAUUUGGCUUUUUUUUUUUUAUCUACUUGAAGAAUCAUCCUCGCCCUGCCAACACGUCAGACAUCACUGUCCAGAAUAAAUGAUUGUCUGGUUAUUAAAACACAUACAUUUUGGAAGUUCAGUCAUUUGUCCUCCUGCCGUAACACACUCCUAAAGACUUGUGCAAACUGUUCAUCGCCUCGUGUUGUGAACAGCUGCUGGCCUGCUGAACAUCCUGUCUCACUGCCUCAGGCUGAACUUGUUGGUGUUUACUCAAAGAUUAAGCACAAUCACUGGUGUCAAGAGGAAAUUAACCAGAAUGUUGGCAGAAUUACGACAGAAUAAUCUUUUUCACAUGCUUAAUUUCUCUUGUGUUCCUUUGUUUUUGAUUUGUUAUUGUUUUGUGGCCCCAUUUCCUUUGCUUGAACAUUUUUGGACAUUUCUUUUCAUCCCUUGGUUUGUUACGUUCUGAAUUUGGAUUUCAGUCACUGUGUGUGAGCAGUAUCUCCAGAAAGAGAUUCACAGUUUAGCCUCAGAUUAACUUCUUUAUGACGUUUUUGUUCUCCCUUUAAAAUGUAAUCAAACACAUCUUGUGUUUCUUCACAAAAUGGAUUCUGGGCUGCACUUGUCACUUCUUUCUUUUUGAACCUCAAACCACAAAAACUGAACUUGUUUUUCUUCUUCCACCUUGAAGACACAUUUAAACACAUGUUCAAGUUACAUCAUAACACAAGGUUUUAUUUAAUGGGAGGAAGUGACCUACAUAUUUAAUUACUUUUACUUAAAUUGAAAUUAUUUUAUGUGAUUGUGAGAAAAGUUCCAUCAAGCUCUUUAUUGUUCUGUCUUUUUUUCUUCCAGGUUACACUUCAAAUGGCCUCGCUAAAGUUCACCUUCAAAGUCAAAUCUGAUUGGCUGAUUACCCCUGUUUUACAAGGUCAUCAUAAAUAAGCAUCAAAACAUAUUUUAACAUUUUCUGUCCUGUAAAUAAUUAUGAAACAAAUCAAGAAAUAUUCAUUUGAAUGUCCUUCUACUCAUUCCUUUUUCAGCCACAAGAUGGCACUAUCAGUCUAUACAGGAGCUCAUUUCCCUUCAGCUUGUAUCAAACUAUAUUUUCUGCAAUUAUAAGAUGCUAUAUCUAGAUUUUUAUUAACAUUUAUAAUUUUUGAUCAUUGCAUUUCUUGAUAAAUUCAUCAAUAACAUGUUUACGAUGAAACAUGCCGCUAACAUGUUUGCUGAAACUACUGAUUUGAACUGCCUUGCUGUAAAUUGUUUUUUCAGUCCUUCCAGAUUUCCUGAAACAAAUUUGUAUCCCACAGAGCAGCGAAAACGAUCCGUAAUAAACUGCCUACAUUCA